Molecule: messenger RNA, 1679 nt
Organism: Hibiscus syriacus
Lineage: Eukaryota; Viridiplantae; Streptophyta; Magnoliopsida; Malvales; Malvaceae
Product: myb-related protein 2-like
Exons: 5
Coding region: 312-1481 (389 amino acids)
Molecular function (GO): DNA binding; DNA-binding transcription factor activity
Source: RefSeq, a predicted model, not a curated record
GGAUCAAUUCCCAGUACCUAAUUCAAGUUCUUCAGGUAUUUUAGAAAGUUGGUUUUGUUUUGCAGGAAUUCAAAAUGGCUUCCAUAGUUUAACAAUAUCUUCUCUCUCUUUUUUCUUUCAAGUCACCGUUAAUAAUGGAUUAGGUCAUGGUGUUGCCAUCUAGCAAUGUCCCAGAUUCUAUUCUUCUAAAAACUGCUUUAUAAAAGCCAUGGUUGGGGUCACCUUUGUCUUGUUAAGAACUGGCCAUUAGGGGACGUGUCCUUUUCUUUUGCUUCAUAGUUGAGUUUCGAGUUCCGUUUCGGAGAUCGAAAAUGUACCACCACCAUCAACAACAACAACAAGGCAAGAACACGCAGGCUUCCUUGAGAAUGGAGAUUCCAGAGAGGCAUUUGUUACUGCAAGGUGGGAGUUGCAACGUAGAUUCGGGUCUUGUCCUCUCGACCGAUGCGAAGCCGAGACUUAAGUGGACGCCUGACCUCCAUGAGCGUUUCAUCGAAGCUGUCAAUCAGCUCGGAGGAAGAGACAAGGCUACUCCUAAAACAGUAUUGAAAUUAAUGGGGAUUCCAGGCCUUACUUUAUACCAUCUCAAGAGCCACCUUCAGAAGUACAGACUCAGUAAAAAUCCCCAGGGGCAAGUUAAUAGUGGCAGUAACAGAAUAGGUGCGGUGGCAAUGGUGGCAGCAGACAAAAUGUCUGAAGAAAAUGGGAUUCAAAUGAAUAACUUGAAUGUUGGACCUCAAACAAACAAAGGCUUACAGAUAGGCGAAGCGCUGCAAAUGCAGAUCGAAGUCCAGAGACGACUGCAUGAACAGCUCGAGGUGCAGCGACAUUUACAGCUUCGGAUCGAGGCUCAAGGGAAGUACUUACAAUCAGUGUUGGAGAAAGCUCAAGAGAAUCUCGGGAUACUAAAUCCGGGUACGAUCGGUCUCGAAGUCGAAGCAGCCAAAGUAGAAUUAUCCGAACUGGUGUCCAAAGUGUCUAACCAAUGCCUGAAUCCAGAGCUUUUGGAUUUGAAAGAUUUUCAGGGCUUAUGCCACACGAAAACACCGACGAAUCCGACGGCGGAUUGUUUGAUCGAUAGUUGUUUGACCUCCAUCGAAGGACCUCGGAAAGAACACGAAAAACACAACAACGGGAUGUGUUUAAGACCAUACAAUCUCAUAACAGAAGAUCCCAGGCUGCGGCAAACCGAGCUGAAGCCGUUCGAAGAAAUAAAGGAGAACAAGAUGGUUCAAUCUUCAACACGCAAAAUUGAAGGAAAAAACAUGUUUUUUGCAGAUAGAAGCUCCAGUGGCAGUGAUUUGUCGAUUAUGGUAGGAUUACGAGAGAAAAGUAACGGCUUCAACAACAGAAACGGAGAAGAUGGACUCCAUUACUUUGCAACAAAGCUUGAUUUAAAUGUUGAGGAAGAAAAUGACGUAGCUUCCAGGUGUAAAGAGUUCGAUCUGAAUGGUCUCAGUUGGAGUGAAAAGUUUUGUUGAGCUUUUCAUGAUCAUAGAAGAAUGAAGAAGGCGAAGUUGAAGAUAUUUAUAAUAGAAUUUGGAUUAAACAUCGGUGAAGGAAUGCUGCUGUUUGUGAUUCAGGUUCAUACCAAAAUAUAUUUCAUCUUGUACUUGAAUAACUUGCAACAACUACAUAAUCAUUAUACAUAUUUCCAGCAACGCCAUGCACUUUUGUUU